Thecamonas trahens ATCC 50062 is the source of this 2130-nucleotide messenger RNA. RefSeq lists its product as uncharacterized. The transcript is spliced from 2 exons. Bases 1 to 1938 code for a protein of 645 amino acids. The record is from RefSeq and is a predicted model, not a curated record. NCBI's taxonomy places the organism in Eukaryota, Apusomonadida, Apusomonadidae.
AUGCUCGACGUGCUGCCUGCGGAGAUUCUUUGCCAUGUGGCUUUCAACAUGGGGCUGUCAGCGCAAGACGUGGCGGCACUGGCGUGUGUGUCCACAUGGACUGCGAGGGUGCUGACCGGGAGCGCGUACGUGGAGGCACGUCGGGCAUCGCACGCGGGACUCGCGGCGUGUGCUGCGCAGGGAGCGUACCGUGCGGCGCGGAUGGCGGUGGCGUAUGCGCGGUAUACUCGUGGGACGUGGACGACCGACGAGUUGUCAUCGGCGCUGUGGACGGUGGCGGCCGAUAGCCGCGGCGGAGCCGAGGCGGCGGCACUGGCGGCGGCGCUGAUCGCGGCGGCGACCGACAACGAUGACGACUGCAUGGUCUUUGCCGGCACAAUGGCGAUCCAAAGCGCAGCUAUGGCCGGAAACAUCGACGUCCUGCGCGUCUUGCUCGAGUCGGACAAGUUUGAUCCGAGUGCUGAUGGCGAGUAUGCGCUGUCCGAGGCCCGGAUCCGCGGGCAUGGGGCAUGCGCGGCGCUGCUAGAAGCGGUUGGUAGCCGGGGCAAAGAGAUGGCCGAGGACGAGUCGUUUUGCGAGGAAGACGAGGUCAUGGCCCGCGUGCUGGGCCAGGGGUGGGACGAGGUGCUGGUGGCGGUGACGCGGGCGGUGGUGGUGGACGACGGAGUGCGACACAAUGCGCUGCAAAAGUCGCCGAAUCCGUUUGUGGCCAUCCUCAUUCCAGCAACUCGCGGCAGCGGCGGGAAUGGUGGCGGCGAGGGCGGUGACGGCGAUGGGCACGACGAUGGCCAUGGUGAUGACGGUGGCGCUGGCAGAGGUGUGCGGAUUCCGCUCGGCCGCCGCGAGCGCAAGAUGGCGCGCCGGGUUAUGGAGAGCCUCGAUGGCGAUUGGGAGGUGAUCAUGGUCUCGUCGCGUCGGUUUGCCACGUACGAGCCGAGCUUUAAGGACGCAGCUGUGCGGAUGGUGGUGCCGGCAGCUGCGACGUCAUCGAUCCUGGUUGUGCUCGCGGACCACCACAAGAUCAAAAAGUGCAAGAUCUUUGGCUCGGGCCGGCUCGCUCUCCCGCCUACGGCGUCGAGCGAGCUGGCAGCGCCGGUCCGGCGCGGGACGUGGGUCCACAUGACGCCUCUGGCGACACCCGAUGCACCGCAGGCGGCAGCAGCGGCAGUAGCCGCGGCGCCACCGACGGAAGUUGAGCUCCCACCGGGCGCGACCGGCUCGGUCCGGGUCCACGUCACCCGGCGAGGUGUGGAGGCCGAGUCGACGGCGGCGGCGGCGGCACUGGGCGCGGCGCUGGCGGCAGCAGGCGAUGGCGACGAUCCGGUCGUUGUUCCACUGGACGAGUAUGUGGGAGGUGGGGAUGACGGUGAGCUUGACGACUGUGAGUGGGACGAGGAGUGGGACGUGUAUUCGAGCGACGACGGUGUGAGCGAGUGCGGCGGCGGCGGCGACGACGGCGAUGACGGGAGUGGCGACGAGAAUGGCGGCGUCGUGAACGACGAUGAUGACGCCGAGCCGGACGAGCCGCUGACGCUGCUGAGCAUUCUGUGGCCGUUUGGUGGGCUCUACGACUAUCCCGAGGACACGCUUCGCGGCAUCCGCGCGGCGCGGGUCCGGAGGGUCAUGCUCCGGGCGGGAGUUCUUGUGUGGUGCAUCUCGAUUGCGCUCCGGUUUGUGCACUGGCAGUUGUGGCUUGUCCUCACGGCAGCUUGUUCAAUGGGCGCAUGCGGAGUGGUCAAGCACCGCGGCAACGUCAUCAAGUCGCUGGUCAAGCGAUCGGUUCAUCGCGGCAAAGGCGACAUCCGGCAGUGGAUUUCGACCAAGCUGGAGACGCGGCGGGCGGCGCGGGCGUUGCGCAAAGCGCGCAAGCGCGCUCGCAAGCGGGCACGAUUCUGGGACCAGGCGCCGGCGAUUGUGGUCAAGGCCAAGGCCGAGUGAGCUGGCUGCGUUGAGUCCUGCUACGGCAUGAUGUGGACGCCGUUGACACCGACGACGAAGAGAGCGAGGAGGGCGGCGAGAAGGAGCAGGUCGCGAGCGAGCGAGGCGGCGGCGGCGCGAAGAGGGUUGCCACACACGCCUAGGCUCAGCGCCUUGAGGACGAGAGUCGGCAUCAUAAAGUACCGCGGCUCG